Molecule: messenger RNA, 1907 nt
Organism: Carcharodon carcharias (great white shark)
Lineage: Eukaryota; Metazoa; Chordata; Chondrichthyes; Lamniformes; Lamnidae
Gene: ccn5
Product: cellular communication network factor 5
Exons: 5
Coding region: 60-1052 (330 amino acids)
Biological process (GO): signal transduction; cell adhesion
Cellular component (GO): extracellular matrix; extracellular region
Molecular function (GO): integrin binding; heparin binding
Source: RefSeq, a predicted model, not a curated record
AACAAGCAGCUUUGCAGAAAUUCCAUAUUGCUGCUUCGAGCAGACAGCAUAGAAACACCAUGAGGAGUCUCUGGGCAGAUAGCACGUUAACGUUUUAUAUCCUGUGCAUUGCAUACAAGGUUGGUGCCCAGCUCUGCUCUUACCCCUGUCGCUGUCCCCCGAAUCUACCCCGCUGCGCUCCGGGAGCCCUUCUGGUUGUGGAUGCUUGCGGUUGCUGCCGGGUCUGUGCUAAGCAGUUGGGAGAAUAUUGCAGCGAGCUUGACGUGUGUGAUCCCCAGCAGCAUCUGUUCUGUGAUCACAGCAUCAGCUACUCUGGGAGCAGAGGGAUAUGUACCUCACUUGAAGCUGGAACUUGCGAAUUCAAUGGCGUGAUCUAUAAGGAUGGUGAUGUAUUCCAGCCCAGUUGUAAAUAUCAUUGUUGGUGCUCAGAUGGAGGAAUUGGUUGCAUCCCUCGCUGUAGUGAAGAUAUCCGUCUGCCUGGUCCAGACUGCCCUUACCCAAAACGUGUCGAGAUCCCAGGGGAAUGCUGUCCUCAAUGGAUAUGUGAGAAGCAAGACAGUGGUAUCUUUGGCAAUACCUUGGCAGCAUUCAGAUCGGAAGUAUUCCAUGGAGGAUAUCCCUCUAGUGUGCCUUACAACUGCCCAGAGCAAAGCAGUGAGUGGAGUGCCUGUUCCAGGAGCUGUGGGAUAGGGUUGUCUACCCGGAUUUCCAACAAGAAUCACCAUUGUAUUUUGGAGACACAAAGCCAACUUUGUAUAGUGAGACCAUGCCAACAGGACCAUGCAAAACAAGCUCACAUGAGAAGGAAGAUUUGCAGGCCAACAACAAGGGCACCUCAACCAAUUCAAUUUGAAUACAACAACUGCAUAAGUGUUGAGGCUUACAGACCCAGAUACUGUGGCUCAUGCUCUGAUGGACGCUGCUGCACUCCACAUAAAAUCAGAACAGAACUCGUGGAGUUCAAGUGUAAGCAUGGCAGGGUUGUGAAACAGCAAAUGAUGUUCAUCAUCUCCUGUGCUUGUCAUUAUAACUGCUCACAUGCUUACAAAUAAGCUGAAACCCUCUAAUAUGCUGCAACACUAAGAGCAGAUUAUUUCCAUACAAGAUUGUACAGCGUAAAAAAAAAGUGUUGCUAGACUGAAGAGUUAAACAUGCCAAUAUUUCUAAAUAAUUUAGAUGGAAGCAUUAGGUAUACAACUACUCCUUUUAAUAUUUGGAGCAACCCUUUAAUAUUGAGUUUCCAGUACUAAGUAGUAUAAUCUCACAGCAAAAAUAAUCAAAGUGAACACUUUCACUAACUACAUAGCAGCCACGAAUUGCUUUGCAGAAACAUUAAAAGUCUAUGCCACUAGAUUUUGAAGCUACACUGCUCAUUGCUGCUGUAACGUAUGAAACAUAUAUUGAACCUACAUGAACACCUUGGGUGUUUAACUGACGACCUCAGUUAGACCAAUUGAGGAUUUAAAGUCCCCACCAAAUAAUCAUUUUUUGGGCUAUAAGCUCCCUCUACAGGAUGACAAGGGCUGCACUGUUUGCACAAUGUAGGAGAUUACAGGAAAACUGCCCAGAUCUUUCAUAUAGCAGAAUGUGAGUGUAAACACUAGGAAGCAUCACAGUAGAAGAGACACCAGCUGCAGCAUAGUUGAAGAUUAGACUAUUUAUCACAACUCAAUCAAUAGCAAUACAAUAAUUUAUAUUUUUAAUUAAAAGUGAAUACUACUUGCAUGACUGUAUACCACAAAGUUGUAAGAGAAUGUAUUUUCUCAAUCUUUUUGCUUGAGAAAUGUAUUUUUUGUAAAUUUCUGUAUAUAUCAGUACACUUUAAUUAAAAAGACGUGUUACUGUAAUAACAUGCCUAACAAGUGGUAGGGAAUGUUUUAACUUUGUAAAUAAAAAUAUGUGUACUC